AUGGCGUCGACGGGCGACGCGUCGACGGUGACGGAGACAUUCUUCUUGGACGAUUUCGCGGUGCGACAGUGGGACGACGAGCGAUACAGCGGCACGCGGAUCGCGCACGACAAGGCGGACUUCGUGCGAAAGAUUCAAGAGGCGCACGAGAGCGGGAAGUCGCCGUUGGUGGAUGGGUACGCGCCGUUUUGCAAACACGUGUUUGUGGAAAAUUUCGUCGGCGCCAAGGUCGGCAACGUGGAGAUUACGAAAUCGAACGAACACCUGUUGAAGAGCGGAUACAGCGCGCGAUCUGAGGCGGAAUUAGCGGUUCUCACGCGAUGGUUUCAAGCGUCGGACGUGGAAGCGCCGGAGGCGACGCAUUUGGAUGUGAUUUUGUACUCGCGCGAGCAGUUGGAGCUCGAACGCGCGGCGGUGCCGAGUAAGAGCGAGCGACCGCCGUUGCCGAACGCGCCGUGGGGGAUCAUCAGCGUCAAGGCGCAGAGCGAGGAUUACGAAACGCCCAUGCAACCGAUCACGAUGAUGCGGAACGCUUUAGGUCGCGAGCAAGGCGGUUCGGGGGUGCCGCUCGAGAAGGAUAAGUACGACGCCUCCGUGGCGUACUGGGCGAAUCACGCCCCGAUCGUCGCCUCCGAGGACGGCGCCGCGGGGGACUGA
Ostreococcus lucimarinus CCE9901 is the source of this 657-nucleotide messenger RNA. RefSeq lists its product with no specific name. The coding region runs from base 1 to 657 and encodes 218 amino acids. The record is from RefSeq and is a predicted model, not a curated record. Lineage: Eukaryota; Viridiplantae; Chlorophyta; Mamiellophyceae; Mamiellales; Bathycoccaceae. The transcript has a single exon.